UAUGAAGUAAGAUUCCUUAAAUUGGCCUCUUUUAUUGCAUUGCCGAAAAUCAUGCCUGGGAAAACAGCAACGAAGGGUGGUCGCCCCACUGGAAAAGGCAAGAAGAAGAAGCAGACUUUGAAGUUCACCAUUGACUGCACUCUGCCAGUGGAAGAUGGCAUCAUGGAUGCCUCCAACUUUGAACAGUUCCUUCAGGAACGCAUCAAGGUGAACGGCAAGACCAAGAACCUGUCGACCAACAUCGUCAUUGAGCGUAAGAAAAGCAAGGUCGCUGUGACUUCUGAGAUUGCUUUCUCCAAGAGGUACCUCAAGUACUUGACCAAGAAGUACUUGAAGAAGAACAACCUUCGUGACUGGCUGCGUGUCGUCGCUGCCAACAAGGAGAGCUACGAACUCCGAUACUUCCAGAUCAACCAAGAUGAUGAGGAAGAGGAGGACGAUUAACUGUUGCGCCAUCGCCACCCUGAUCGUCGCUGACAUCAUACACAAACUCUGUUGUGGAUUGAGGAGUCCAUGAACUCGAGCAAUGUGAUAUUUUUAGAAGCUACUAGACAACCAGUUUCUGAUGUUUUGUAUGUGAUGGUCCACAGGUGUAAAUAAAUUAUUUAUUUACACAACAAAA
Messenger RNA from Strongylocentrotus purpuratus (purple sea urchin), 622 nucleotides. RefSeq names its product 60S ribosomal protein L22 (gene rpl22). Gene Ontology annotation, biological process: cytoplasmic translation. NCBI's taxonomy places the organism in Eukaryota, Metazoa, Echinodermata, Echinoidea, Camarodonta, Strongylocentrotidae. Gene Ontology annotation, molecular function: structural constituent of ribosome; RNA binding. The record is from RefSeq and is a predicted model, not a curated record. The transcript is spliced from 4 exons. Gene Ontology annotation, cellular component: ribosome. The coding region runs from base 52 to 444 and encodes 130 amino acids.